AUGUCUAAGAUCAAGAAGAGAGUUUCCUUUGCAGAUGCGGCUGGCUUCACGCUCGAAUUUGUAAAAAUAAUUCCACCACACAGUGGAGAAGAUUAUGUUAACAUUUACACCAGUAACUUGUGGAACGUCAACAACAACUACAGCCGAAGUUUGCCAAGUCCACAACCAUUAGGGAAGUACUUGUCUCCAAGUUUUACCGAGCCUUAUAAAACAAGCUCUUUCUUCGAACGUGUUUACAGUCAGAAUGUUUGCCUCGAAAGCAUUGUAUGCCAUUACUCUGUUGUUACUGGAAGUAUUCGAGUAACUAACAUAGGUUUCGCUAAAGAAGUGAUAGUGAGAUUCACGCCAGAUAACUGGAAGUCCUAUCGAGAUAUUUGGGCGGAUUAUCUCUCCUCAAGCAUGGAUGGAAAAACGGAUAAGUUCUGGUUUCGUGUUACAGUUCCAAUGGAUUCUGCCGUCGAUCUAGAAAUUAAAUUUGCGAUUCGUUAUUGCAUUGGCGGUCAAGAGUUUUGGGACAAUAACUUGAAUAGCAAUUAUAAAAUACAGUGCAUUGAAUCCAGUUAA
Messenger RNA from Orbicella faveolata, 564 nucleotides. RefSeq names its product protein phosphatase 1 regulatory subunit 3B-like. Lineage: Eukaryota; Metazoa; Cnidaria; Anthozoa; Scleractinia; Merulinidae. Gene Ontology annotation, biological process: regulation of glycogen biosynthetic process. Gene Ontology annotation, molecular function: protein phosphatase 1 binding; glycogen binding. Gene Ontology annotation, cellular component: protein phosphatase type 1 complex. The record is from RefSeq and is a predicted model, not a curated record.